This is a messenger RNA of Terrapene triunguis (Three-toed box turtle), 463 nucleotides long. RefSeq names its product estradiol 17-beta-dehydrogenase 2-like. The annotation marks the transcript as partial. NCBI's taxonomy places the organism in Eukaryota, Metazoa, Chordata, Testudines, Emydidae. The transcript has 3 exons. The record is from RefSeq and is a predicted model, not a curated record.
AUGUUCCUCACCGUGGUGUCCGGGCAUGUCAGAAGGCGUGUCUUUCUGAUUUUGGUGCUUUCAGGAAGUGAUUCUGGGAUUGGACAUGCAUUGACGAAGUACCUUGAUAAUUUAGGAUUUGUUGUAUUUGCUGGUGUCUUAAAUGAAAAAGGAGCUGGGGCUGAAGAAUUAAAAAGAAGCUGUUCCCAGAGACUUUGUGUCCUGCAACUGGAUAUAACCAGUUCUGCACAAAUUAAGGAAGCCUAUCUUAAAAUUUCAGAGAUGGUGCAAAAUACAGGGUUAUGGGGUGUUGUCAACAACGCUGGAAUCAUGGGGUUUCCUGCAGAUGGUGAGCUGCUGCCCAUGAGUGUUUACAAGCAGUGUAUGGAUGUGAAUUUCUUUGGGCAUGUAGAGGUGACCAAAAUGUUCUUACCGUUACUUCGGAAAUCCAAAGGAAGGCUAAUUAAUAUCUCUAGUAUGGCAG